AUGCUUUCUCCAUGGAGCCUUUCACAGAAGACUAACCCUCAGCAUUUCCUGCCAGUGACCCGCGUCCAGCUGGUAGUAUCUGUGACCUCGAGCGACUGGGUGACGCUGGCAGCGGUCGCGGAAAACCAGGUCACACUCGCCAACAACAUCUCGGCCACGUUGAGGUCCUACCUUCCGACUCUGCGAACUGUCCCCGAACUUCAGUACACCCUAGAUAGGUUCAGCAGCGUGACCUACAAAGACACCACGAAUACAGAGGUCAACUUCAACGUAGAAGUGUUACUGAGAGGUCACCGCGACCAGUCUGUGGCGGAUAAGGUGAGGACAAGGUUCAGUUUUUUUCACAAAGGGUGUGGCAUGAAUAUUUUAUCGAGCACCGGUUUUGUGCCACUCCUCUCGGCGUGGGUCAUCGUCAACAUCUACAUUAUAAUGCUGUUGCGCCCUGGUUGGUUUAAGGGAAAGUGUGGGCCCGGGAGGGAAGGACUCUCCGUUCUGCCGCUGGGAUACACUGCUUUGCAUUAG
Penaeus monodon (black tiger shrimp) is the source of this 522-nucleotide messenger RNA. RefSeq lists its product as uncharacterized. The transcript has 4 exons. Bases 1 to 522 code for a protein of 173 amino acids. Lineage: Eukaryota; Metazoa; Arthropoda; Malacostraca; Decapoda; Penaeidae. The record is from RefSeq and is a predicted model, not a curated record.